AUGGGUCCGACUUCGGCCGACGCCGGGUGCGGCGAAAUUGGCGGCGGAAGUGGCGGCGCCGAAAGUGGUGGUGGCGGCCAUGGCUGCUACUACUAUAGUAGUGCUUACGCCGGUAGUAAGGACGCCAGCGCUGUUGACGCGGUCGCAACUAGCGGCGUUUCCGGCGCCACCGGCGGCUCCGGCUCUGUUGAUCGCAGCUCGUAUGGAAUAUCCGACGGCCUCUGCUCGAUCGGCGGCGGCGGCGGCGGCGGCGGCGGUGGCGGAGGAGGAGGAGGAGGGAAGAGACCCCGCGUGGACGGCGCAGUGGAGGCGCCGCAUUCACCGCCGCUUUCGCCCCCGAGUGUCGCGCUGAACCUAAUGGGCCCAGCAGGCGGAGCCGGCAGUUACGGAGAGAAAGAGUCCUCACGGAUCGAUUUCCGCGACGGCGCAAUCAGCGGCUGGCUUCACGGUGAAAGCGGCGUGUUUACUGCUGGGCCGCCAGGAGCGCCGCCGGAGGCAACGCGCGAUUUCGCCAGCGCGCUCUGGGGACAGACGGGCCCAACCGCGGCGCGUUACCCGAGUCGCGACUCGAAGUCCGAAUCGGCGGGGAUCUCCGCGGAGGGAAACGGCGGGACGGGGAGAUCAGCAGCGCCGCGCGCGGCGGAACGCGGCGGCGGAGGGCUGGCUGCAGCUUCCGCGGAGGCGGCGGCAGCGGCGGCGGCGGCGGGAGCUGGUUUAGGCGGAAAUGGCGGCGCAGCCGCCGGCAAAAUCCACCAUGGUUUAACGUCACUAACGGGGACGUCUAUGACGAGUAUGCGCAAGGUGCACAAGGCGGACCGCGAGAAGCUGCGGCGCGACCGCCUCAACGACCAGUUCACGGAGCUCGCGACCGUGCUGAGUGCGCCCCGCUUCCCCUUUCCGUCUUCCGCUUUCCCCUUCCCGCCUCCUCGUUUCCCUUUCCCCCCCCUUCCACCCUCCCCACGAGCCUCGACGAUCAGUUCGCGGAGCUCGCGACCGUCCGGAGUGCGCGCCUCCCCCCUUUCCGCUUUCGCGCCUUUCUGCUUCCGCGCGUUUCUUUCUUCCGCGCCUUUCCCCUUCCGCGUCUUUCCCCUUCCCCUACCCCCUCGCGACCGCCGAACGACCAGUUCGCGGAGCUCGCGUCUCGCUUCCCGUUUCCGCCUUAUCGCUUCCGCUUUCCCGCCUUUCCCCCUUCCUUGCGCCUCAACGACUCCCCUCUUCCGGUUGGACCAGUUCGCGGAGAUCGCGAGCGUGGAGCGUGCAUCCCUCCACCCUCUUCCCUUUCUGCUUCAUUGA
Messenger RNA from Closterium sp. Yama58-4, 1293 nucleotides. Lineage: Eukaryota; Viridiplantae; Streptophyta; Zygnematophyceae; Desmidiales; Closteriaceae. The record is from the annotation of a GenBank genome assembly.